UUUGCAACGCUAUUUAGGGAUGUGGGUGGAACUGCUCCCCGGGAUGCAAGCUAAAUUCUGAGGGGUUAGGAGUGGGAUAGCAGGCGACAGAGGGGUGUUGUUUUCGGGUAAGCAGGUUUGACGGAAACUUAGAAUUACACUGAGGCCACCCACCCACACCUCCAGUUUGCAUUUUCCCGAGAAAUUGCCUAAUAUUCCCUUCGCCUUGCACAGGUGGGAGGCUCUAGGCGGUCAGAGAGCCCAGCUCAACCAAGAAGCCAGAGGAGAGGACGCGUUUCUGUUUUCCCGUUGCACCGUGUCCUUCCUGGGUUUUUCUGCUGCGAAUCUGCCUCACUUGACCUUGCGUGGCCAGGCUGCCUACACACUGAACUUGCACUCCCCAAGAAGUGCCCAAAGUUGAAGCGAGAUUCCGGCCUUGGCACCCGCUCCAGGCAGGGGCACCGCGAUGGAUUGCUGAAGGGGACAAGCGGUGCGGAAGGGGCGCUGCCCAUGCUGCCCUGCUUCCAACUGCUGCGCAUCGGGGGCGGCCACGGCGGGGAUCUCUACACCUUCCACCCUCCCACAGGCGCCGGCUGCACCUACCGCCUGGGCCGCAGGGCUGACCUUUGCGAUGUGGUCCUGCGGCCCCAACAGGAGCCCGGCCUCAUCUCGGGAGUGCAUGCCGAGCUGCAUGCCGAUCGCCAGGGCGAGGACUGGAGGGUCAGCCUGGAGGACCACAGCAGCCAUGGGACUUUGGUCAAUAAUGUCCGACUUCCCAGGGGCCACAGGCUGGAGCUGAGUGACGGUGACCUCCUGACCUUCGGCCCUGAAGGGGCACCUGGAACCGGCCCUUCGGAGUUCUACUUCAUGUUCCAACAAGUCCGGGUCAAACCUCAGGACUUUGCUGCCAUUACCAUCCCCAGGUCUAGGGGUGAGGCAGGGGCUGGAGCCGGUUUCCGGCCGAUGCUGCCCUCGCAGGGAGCCCCACAGCGGCCCCUCAGCUCCCUGUCCCCUACCCCCAAGGCCACACUCAUCCUCAACUCCAUUGGCAGCCUCAGCAAGCUUCGGCCACAGCCCCUCACCUUUUCCCGGGGUGGCGGUGGGCUGCAGAACCAGCCUGCUGCCACCCCACCUGGAGGGGCCACCCCCUCCGCUCCACCCCCGAGAAACCGGAGGAAGUCAGCUCACCGGGUUCUGGCAGAACUGGAUGACGAAGAGGAUGCUCCUGACAAUCUCCUGCCUGUGUUCCUGGAGCCCAGGAAGAAACUGUGCGUGGAGAAAGCCCCACUGACACCCAGUGGAAAUCGCAGAGGUCGUCCCCGGAAGCAUCCAGUACCUGCUCCCAUGUUGCCCCCUACUGGCAGGGGCAAGGAGCCCUGUGCAGCCCCUUGUUGCAGCCUGCCCCAGGAAGACACAGUGGCCUGGGUCCAGUGUGACAGCUGUGACAUCUGGUUCCACGUGACCUGCGUGGGCUGCAGCAUCCAAGCUGCCGUGGAGGCCGACUUUCGGUGCCCGAGGUGCUGUGCUGGCAUCCAGACCUAAGGACCACUGGCAGGACACUGGAGGACACACAGCUGGCUCUGCCAGGUCAGGAGUGGACACAGUGGAUGCAAAUUGGGUCCCAAGAGAUACUGCUGUUCUUCCUUUAGCAGGGAGUGACUGCAGGGAGGUGGUUAAUGGCUAAUGGCUAUGUCAAUUCAGGGCCUUGUGGCCAAGGUGACAUUAGAUACUGUGCUGUGUCAGAGACCUUGCUGCCUCCAGGAAGUUGCCAGUGACCUGGACAUUCUGUUAGGAGCUGUAUAGCCCUAUGACCAUGGGCAACAGAAAACAUGAUCAGAGUGACACAUCAAGUGCAGAAACCAGGCCUGGGAAGCUGUGGGAGACAGGGUUGGUUGUUAAUGUAAUUGAAUGGUGUCUCCAAAAGCGUCUUGGGAAAACAUAGGGGCAGGCUCAUUAACUUUUUGCACUGUGGCUGGUCCUGCUGCCACCACCAACCUGGCUUUACAGAGCUUCGCUUGUAUUUCUAAAUAAAGCACAAACAGCUCCACUC
Molecule: messenger RNA, 2029 nt
Organism: Ochotona curzoniae (black-lipped pika)
Lineage: Eukaryota; Metazoa; Chordata; Mammalia; Lagomorpha; Ochotonidae
Gene: TCF19
Product: transcription factor 19
Exons: 3
Coding region: 490-1521 (343 amino acids)
Biological process (GO): regulation of gene expression
Cellular component (GO): nucleus
Molecular function (GO): protein binding
Source: RefSeq, a predicted model, not a curated record